Molecule: messenger RNA, 1564 nt
Organism: Frankliniella occidentalis (western flower thrips)
Lineage: Eukaryota; Metazoa; Arthropoda; Insecta; Thysanoptera; Thripidae
Product: DNA polymerase alpha catalytic subunit-like
Exons: 9
Biological process (GO): leading strand elongation; mitotic DNA replication initiation; lagging strand elongation
Cellular component (GO): alpha DNA polymerase:primase complex
Molecular function (GO): pyrimidine nucleotide binding; DNA-directed DNA polymerase activity; DNA replication origin binding
Source: RefSeq, a predicted model, not a curated record
UUUCAGUACAACAUUCGUCAAACUGCUCUAAAAUUGACUGCCAACAGUAUGUACGGUUGCUUAGGCUUUUCCUUCUCAAGAUUUUAUGCUAAACCCCUAGCUGCUCUGGUUACAGCUAAAGGCCGUGAAAUUUUAAUCAGCACAAAAGAUCUUGUUCAGAAAUUGAACUAUGAAGUUAUUUAUGGUGAUACAGAUUCUAUUAUGAUUAACACUAAUUGCUUAGAUUAUGGAGAAGUUUUCAAAAUUGGACACAAGAUCAAAGCUGAGGUGAAUAAACUGUACCGCCAAGUGGAACUUGAUGUGGAUGGUGUCUUCAAAUAUAUGUUGUUGUUGAAAAAGAAGAAGUAUGCUGCUGUCACAAUGAGUCAGUUACCUAGUGGAGAGUUCAUUACUUCUCAAGAGCUUAAAGGCUUGGACAUUGUUCGCAGAGAUUGGUCUCAGAUUUCAGCAGAAGCAGGAAAGUUCAUACUAUCUCAAAUUUUGUCUGAUAUGCCUCAAGAUGACAGAAUAGAGGCUAUUCAUGCCCACUUAGUAAAGUUAAGGGAAGAUCUAGAAGAGGGAAAAGUUCCUAUGCAACUUCUAGCCAUCACUAAACAGCUCACAAAAAACCCUGAAGAAUAUGUUGAUCACAAAAAUCAACCCCAUGUACUUGUAGCAAUGCGCCUCAACUCUCGUGGGGGCAAGCGUAUUCGAAGUGGUGAUACAGUCGCCUAUGUGAUCUGUGAUGAUGGCUCAAAUUUAAGUGCCAUGCAACGAGCGUACCAUGUUGAUGAAUUGAAGACAAAUAAGUCACUGAAAGUUGAUGUCAAGUAUUAUUUAGCUCAGCAGAUCCAUCCAGUAGUUUCAAGACUGUGUGACCCUAUUGAUGGUACAGAUGCAGCUCGUAUUGCAGAGUGCCUUGGUUUAGAUCCUACGUCAUAUCGGCGCCAAAUGCAAAGAGCAGAAGAAAAUGAAGAAUUGGGUCUUGGCGAGAAGUCUGUUCUAGAUGCUCAAGAACGUUUUAGAGACUGUGACAAGUUCAAAUUUAAGUGUAGAAAGUGUGCUAAAGAAAUUGUCAUUGAUUCCCCAUACAGAAAAACUGAGACUAGUGAAUAUGAACUUGUCCUUGAGAAGUGUCCAAAUUCAGAUUGUGAUCUAUCUCCACUUCAGCAUUUGGCCCCAAUUCAGAAUGCACUUACCCUGGCUAUGCGCACAUAUGUACAAAAAUAUUAUGCUUGUUGGCUGGUUUGUGAGGAUCCUGCAUGUCCACAGAAGACCAGACGGUUGCCACUGAGAUUUCAAAGUAAUUAUCCAAUCUGUAAUUUGUGUGAGAAAGGUGUCAUGUUCAGAGAGUAUACGGACACAGAACUCUAUACACAACUGAGUUUCUUCCAACAUAUUUUUGACCUUUCUAAAAUCCCUGCUAAUGACAAGAAGUUCUUAAGAAUAUCAGUUGAAACUGAUAAUGCUUAUUGCAAACUGAAAGAGCAUGUCGAGCAGUUAUUGAAACAUAGCGCAUAUUCUGUUGUAAACAUGAGCCGUAUGUUUGAAGGAAUGUACCUGACAGUGCCUUCUUCAAAAGGUA